Messenger RNA from Silurus meridionalis, 3483 nucleotides. Its product is annotated as TLC domain-containing protein 4-B-like. The coding region runs from base 889 to 1728 and encodes 279 amino acids. Lineage: Eukaryota; Metazoa; Chordata; Actinopteri; Siluriformes; Siluridae. The record is from RefSeq and is a predicted model, not a curated record. The transcript has 7 exons. Gene Ontology annotation, biological process: lipid homeostasis. Gene Ontology annotation, cellular component: membrane; endoplasmic reticulum.
CAAAAUCACUUAUUCAUUUUAAUUUGUGUAAUGACACAUGUACUUGUGAUUUUAGACCCAGUGAGAUUCAUUGUAAUGUACAAACAUGAACGAAACUCCCCAAUUUCGCUGUAACAUAAGGCAGCAGCUAUACAGGGAAACCAGAAUUAAUGUUGCUUUUAAGGGCAAGUUGACAUCAAUCCAAAUGUAUAACACAAUUCACUGCUAAUCUGAAGCCGUUCCUGCGAAUACAGGUAUGAGCUGGGAAUACAUACUCGAAGGGACACCACUCUGUAACACUUAAUCAAUCCAAUUCAUAUAUUGUUUUUUUUUUUUUUGAUAGAUGGAGAAAACCAAAGAACCCAGAGGAAAUGGACAUGGACAAAAGAAGGAACUCAGCACAGGGAUUAAGCUGAUCUUUUUUCAGACUAAAUUAGGGAUGUUAGUGUACAUGAUAACUACUCAUAGGGUUGUGGAAUUUAUUAUGACCAAAUACACACUUAGGAAAUGUGUCAGAUAAAUCUAGUGUUGUAAAGGAUAAAAAGAAUAUAUUAAAACAUACUUAACCUGCAUGAUUUAACUGUUAAGAUCACCUUCAGAAUUAAGCCUGUCUGGUAUAUUUCUUCCUCUGACAAUAUAUAUUAUGCUAGUUGUUUGUAUUCCACUCCACUUCACGUGCGUCUACCAAAGCGAUUGGUCAUUUCACUGUAAAAGAAGGAUACAGCAAUAUGAGAACUGGUUGUCCGAUAGCACUGUGUCAGCAGAUAUGCAAAAGGAGCUCCUUGCCGGGCAUUUGGCAGCAGAGAGGUACUGCGGCAGCACGUGGGACGAGUGAUGCUUUUCACCCAGCUGCAAAUCUGAAACCAGGAAAUAGUGCUUUUUUUACAGCACAAAGCAUGAUGUAGCCAAAUGAGGGAUUUACUGCAUGCUGGAGUCAGAAUAGAGGACGAGGUGGCUAUGGAGCCUCUGAGCAUCUCUGUGGUGUUGAUUUUUCUCAGCAGUUUCCUCCUCUCUCAGUGGAUCUUUCACAUUGCAUGUCCAUGGAUGUCUGAGCGCCUCAUUCCAGCUUUUCUCACAUUUACACACAGGCAGAAGACAGAGUGGAGCUCUAGGGCUGUCUCCACUGUACAUGCUUUGGUGGUGGGAUUUUUUUGUCUCUACAUAUUAAUUUUUGAUGAAGCUGUCAAGAAAGACACCAUUUGGGGUGAUCCAACACUGGUGAAACUGAAUGUGGGCAUAACCACAGGCUACCUCAUCUCAGAUCUGCUGCUUAUGAUCUACUUCUGGAAUUUCAUAGGAGAGAAGUAUUUUGUCAUACACCACCUUGCUGCUCUUUAUGCCUAUUAUUAUGUCCUGAGUCAGGGAAUAUUGCCCUAUUUUGCAAAUUUCCGUCUGCUUGCUGAAUUUUCCACCCCCUUUGUAAACCAGAGGUGGUUUCUUCAGGUUCUGGGCUACCACAAGCUCUCCAAACCCAGCCUUGUUAAUGGAGUAUCCAUGGCAUCCUCCUUUUUCCUGGUGAGGAUCGCAGUCAUUCCAAUCUACUACAGCCAAAUGUACAGUGUGUAUGGCACUGAGGCCUUCUACAGACUCACACCGGGGUCUCGCAUCGCCUGGAUCUUUUGCAGCCUCUGCCUUGACGUCAUGAACAUCAUGUGGAUGCGCAAGAUUCUUCGGGGCUGCCUCAAAGUCCUACGCUCCAGCAGAUCCCCAAAACAAGUGACAGAAUUAGAGAAGCCAAAGACUGACUGAAACAGGGAUUUGUGUUUUAUUCUUACAGAUAAAUACUGUGAUAUUAAAUAAGCCUCCAGGACCAUGAAGGAGCAUGCAAGAUAUUACAGGGUCCCCAUACACAGGCCUACAUAAAGAGCAAAUUACAAGUACUUUGUAGGUUGACAAUUACUGACUAGCUCAUGCGUUGACAGGAACAAAUUGUCAGUCCUCCUUUACCAUUUAAUGGAAAGAAACCUUAAAAUAUUCUAUUUUCAAUAUAGUUAUUUUACAACUCACUUGUUUGUUUUCCAAAAAAUAUGUUAAUUGUUGUUUGGCAUUUAAAUUGUAGCCUUGUUUAGUCAAAACAUUUACGUUUUUCUCUUUUUACCACAUUUUGGACAAGAUUUCGAAAAGCCUCACCAGUUAAUGUAGUUACCUAAUGUUAACUAAAUGUUUGUCUGUUAAGACAAACUAAUUUAUAUGAUUAAUUUUAUAUUAGAAAACUUGAAAAGGAUUCUGUAUCAGUGUAUCUGUCAAGUACGGACAUCGGAGGAAGGGGGUGGGAGAGUUUUGUUGUCAGACAUUCCAGAUGGUCAUUUAGCUCAUCUAACAUUUAGUUUAUUAAACAAAUUGGUAUAAUUUUUAGUGAUAUUUUUAAAUGAACUUAUUUAUUUACUUAUUAGUUCUCAGUCAUUUAGGACACACCCUUACCCAAAGCAAUUUACAAUUAUCUUAGUAUUUGAGGGUUAAAAGCCCUUGCUCGAGGCUUAAAUGCCUCAAAUUGGUGAUGCUGGAAUUUGAACUCACGACCUUCUGAUCAGAAGUCCACCUUAACCACUUCCCAUACUUUGAUUUUAAAAUGUAGAGCCCCUUUUUCAUUGUUAAUGGAGCAAAGGAAGACUGACAAAUUGUGCAUAUCAAGAGAAAGUGUACAGAGUGGCCUAAGAUUUAUAGUAGAUAGAAAUAAUUAUCUAAAAUAGCCGAUUAGAGUAGGCGCCGAAACUGGCAGGUCCUGACAGCGCCUACUCCAACUGCACCUGCAUACAGUUUUACACAUGUACUACAAAUGAACUCUUCACAGAUGAACUGAAGGACUGAGGAUAAUAAUCUGGACAAUCAGAACUGAUGAUGCUAAGCUGCUAAGAAGCCAAACCGAAUUUGCCUUUAUUUUAUCGGAUGCAAUAAACUCAGCACAACAUCAGCACAGAUCAACAUCAAAGAACAAACAUGUCAAUGGCUUACGACUGGAGCAAAAUGGAUGCCAUGACGUAUAUGUUAUACAGACUGUAAGGGACCAUUCAUGCCUAUGAAAGAAUUAUUUUAAUGAUAAUCUGGAUGAAUGUAUGUACCCAAACCCACAUGAAGUAGCUUGUAAAACACAUCUAUGCUAGAAUAUGAUAUAAAAUGUGUUUUUAAGUAAUCAAUUUAACCCAUAAAAUCUAUAAAUAAUUGAAUUCAUUGAGUUUAUUGGCAUUACUGAUGUUCCUGUGCAACCAAAAGAAAAUAUUUUACUAUUGGUUGUAAAGAUAUCCUUCACAAAACUUAAUCCAAAUUUAAACUAUUUAUACACCAUAGCAUUUGAGUCCUUGUAUGGUCUCCAUUAUCCAAAUAGCUGUUUGUUUUUGCCACGUUAUUAGUGGUCUUUUUUUUGCUGUCCCCCUACUGUCUUAUUGAAUCUAUUUAAUUUAAUAGUUGUGUUUUUAUUAUUUUACUACGUCUCCAUCUUGUCUUUAAUUUUAGAUGACACUUGCUGUUGUUUAAAUGUAGAAUAGAAAUAAAGCUGAAAUAACAUGA